AGUAGAACAAAAUCAGAGAAACUUGGAGCAGCUGCAAAAUCAUGUUAUCUGCUAUUGCCUUUGGAUUCUCAGCGAAUUGGUGGUUGCGCUGUCACGGGCGAACGCCUCCUCCUUUAUCUUUUCCGGUUUCAGUGUCUUAUUCUUCCUCUUUCAACUCCAACUCAACUAAGUUCAACUAUAUUCAUAGAGCAUCCUCUGAAGGACUUCCUAAUGAGUUGGUUGAAGACUCAAAAUUUGUUCCUUUGAAUGAGGAGGAUCCUAUAUAUGGUCCACCUGCCUUAUUGUUGUUGGGCUUUGAAGCAGAUGAAGCUUUGAAGAUUCGACAGCUUUUGAAAGAGUUGGAUGGUGAAUUCCUAAAGGUCAUCUAUUGUACUGAAGACAUGAUUAUGCGUUCGCUUUGGGAGGCAAUGCAUACAACACAACCCAAUGUAGAAGAUGUCAAGAUAGCCAAGUCACUUCCUCGGAUAUGCUUCUUAUCUGGUUUAAGUGGAGAGGAGAUGAUGAUGUUCAUAGAUUCUUUCCCCGAAACUGGACUAAAACCAGCUGCAUUUGCGGCACUUGUUCCGAACAGUGCUAAUAAACCACUGGAGGAGUUGAUAGAUGAAAUAAUGGGAGACCAUGAGAUGUUGACUGGAGAACAGCUAUGAAGAGAUUGGAAAAGAGAUCUGAUCUGAUUGAAACCAACAAUUUUUUGCAGUAUCAGGGCAUCAAACUAUGCAUUAUAAAAUAUAAAUCCCAAUCUACUGAGGAUUUUAAGUAUAUGAAAUACUGUCUUUUGUGACGCAAGUUAGCAACUGAUUGUUCCUAACUGUUUAAUUAGUACUUAAUUGGAUAUUCUUUUGUUACUGCCUACUUGAAAACAUGGAAGGAAUCUCUUAUUCUUUUGUUAA
Molecule: messenger RNA, 890 nt
Organism: Glycine soja
Lineage: Eukaryota; Viridiplantae; Streptophyta; Magnoliopsida; Fabales; Fabaceae
Exons: 8
Coding region: 42-647 (201 amino acids)
Source: RefSeq, a predicted model, not a curated record